AGCAGCUAACUUAUUGUCAGUAAGCGCCAUGGCUAAAAAAGGCUAUAAGAUAGUAUUCGACUCCGAUGGUUGUGAAAUUUUAGAUAAUGGGGUUAUUGCCGCGACGGCUACUUUGAAAAAUGACGUGUAUAUCCUUGACACUGUUGAGGCUUGUUCAAAGGUUCCUUUACAGAACAAACAGGUGGCCAACGCAGCAGUGGAGGAGGAGCGUGCGGUUUCUAGCGACGAAACUGUCUCUGCAGCUUCAGAGAAAGUUUGGCAUCGUCGUCUUUCGCAUCUCAACAGAAGAAGCAUGGAACUUUUAAGAAAAGGCAUACCUCAGGAGCAAUGGCAUCGUGCAUCAAACGACAGUUCCUGGCUGCGCUGCCCAGAACGGGGUCGCGGAGCGCGCGAACAGGACAGUGAUGCAGGCGGCAAGGUGCAUGCUACAAGAUGCAGGCCUGAGCAACGAAUUUUGGGCGGAAGCUGUCAACACGGCAGUCUACGUUAAGAACCGUUGUCCUACGAAAGCUGUUCUGGGGAGCACUCCUGAAGAAAAGUGGAGUGGCAAAAAGGUAUCACUGAGUCAUUUACGUAUCUUUGGUUCUGUGGCUUAUGCUAUGACUUCAAAGCGUUCGAAAUUAGAUCCGAAAUGCAAAAAGUACAUUUUUGUUGGGUAUUGUGAGCAUACAAAGGGUUACAGGCUCGUAGACCCGGAACAACCAACAAAAUGCAUCAAAGCCCGAGAUGUAACCUUUUUAGAAAAUACGUUCAUUGAAAAAGCAUCAAAUGAUGACAUUGACAAUGUCAUUGUGUCAACUGAAAUAUUUACACAAACUAAAAAUGCAGAUGUAAAUAAAAAUGUUGAGUUCAAAUUGUCUGACCCAUCUUCUGUACAAACAGAAACGUCUGUAGUGAGUGGUACGUCUGAUGAUGUUAAUUUGACAACAAAUUCUCAGAAUACAAACGAUCGAACGAGUACAAUCACAAUUCAUGAUUCGUCUAGCUCUAGUGAAUGUGAUGAUCCGGCCGAUAAAACUUAUAUUCCAGAGGAGGAGAGUACGGAAACUUCGGAAUAUGACAGUUCAUCGGGUUCGAUACUUUCCGGAUUAUUGGCGGGUACGUGCGAUCCAGAUGCUCCACAAACUGU
Messenger RNA from Leguminivora glycinivorella, 1129 nucleotides. RefSeq lists its product as uncharacterized. The record is from RefSeq and is a predicted model, not a curated record. NCBI's taxonomy places the organism in Eukaryota, Metazoa, Arthropoda, Insecta, Lepidoptera, Tortricidae. Bases 29 to 490 code for a protein of 153 amino acids. The transcript is spliced from 2 exons.